Kickxella alabastrina is the source of this 1624-nucleotide messenger RNA. RefSeq names its product DHHC palmitoyltransferase-domain-containing protein. Gene Ontology annotation, biological process: peptidyl-L-cysteine S-palmitoylation; protein targeting to membrane. The record is from RefSeq and is a predicted model, not a curated record. Bases 475 to 1566 code for a protein of 363 amino acids. The transcript has 2 exons. Gene Ontology annotation, molecular function: protein-cysteine S-palmitoyltransferase activity. Gene Ontology annotation, cellular component: endoplasmic reticulum; Golgi apparatus. NCBI's taxonomy places the organism in Eukaryota, Fungi, Kickxellomycota, Kickxellomycetes, Kickxellales, Kickxellaceae.
CGAUAUAUGUAGCCAAAAAGUAAAAGUAAAAAUAAAUUGAUGAACAGAUGACAUUGACCUUUUUCAACUUUUAUUUUAUUUUAUUUUUUAUUAUAUCUUUUUAGUUUUCUACUACCUGAUCGCUGUUUAGCCUCUACAAAAUGGCAGUAAGUGCAAAUGUUAGAUGGUGAUUGUAUAUGGGCAGCAAAAAAAAGCACACAUGCACUCGCGUGUAGCUUACAAGGGAGGGGAGUGCAGUAAAAAUCUAACAAGAAGCGCGUCUAUUUCGACUUUUUUCUUAUCUGUGACGUUUAGGAAGAGAAAUAAUAUUACGGUCAAUUAAUACUUGAUAGUAAAAUAAAUGAACUUGGGUGUUACUUUUUUUAUACCAUAUUGAAUAAGUUGUAGGGUUUGAGUUUAUUUACAACGACAUGGGUUGGCAGUUUGCUGGUAUUCACCGCGUGGGUAUUUGUACUGAUCCUGGGGCGCAACCGCAUGUUCCGAGAUACGAUUGUUGAGCGCGCGCACGUUUACUGCAUGGAGACGCUUCCUGGGUCGAUUGAUCGGUGGGUGCGUGCAGGGAUCAGUGACGCUGUGGUUGAUAGGGCCGAGCGUGUGUGGUUGGCGCUGUUUGGGCGCAGAAACCCAGUGUUCCAGAUCAUCGCUGUUGUGCUGUAUUUCCUGGGAUUGGCCGUGUUUAUGACACAGGCGGCACCAAUGGUUCCUAACCGGUACAUGGGCGCCUGGCACUGGAUUCCGAUUAUCGCAACAUUGGCGGUCAACAUGGGCACAUACGCGGCAGCAUGUGUCGCUGACCCGGGUGUAGUCCACGCAGGCAACGUGGCACAGGCAUGUCAGGUAUUCCAGCCCGACGGGCUCCUAUACCCGGAUACACCAACCUGCCGCACCUGCCUCCUGGCCAAACCGGCGCGCUCCAAACACUGUGCGAGCUGCAACCAGUGCAUUCAAAUGAUGGAUCAUCACUGCAUGUGGCUCAACAACUGCAUCGGGCUCAACAAUGCACGCUGGUUCCUCGGUUUCCUCACCUCUUUUUCCCUCGUCUGUAUCUACGGCUCGUACAUUUUCGCCACGGUUAUCCUGGAGCUACGCCAUACGCGCGGCCUGGUAGGUGCUAUGGUCCGCAGUGAGGAGACCGGGUUGAUUGUGCCGAUCAGCUUUCGCACGUCCAUUCUUUAUUUGCUUGACCAGAACGUUAUGCUCGCGGUAUUGCUCGUGCUCCUGGUCAUAUUGACUCCGGCGAUUGUGUUGUUCACUGCGUACCAAGUGCGUAUUGUGUCCCUAGGGUACACGAGUAAUGAGGAGCAUAAGUGGCUGAAUGUCGCGGAUGCAGUCAAGGACGGUGUCGUGUUUGUGGUGGAGAGUGAGAGUGGCAGCGAGGCUGUGGAGGUUAUUGAGGUAGAGGAGCAGCUGAAGGAUCCAAGACCACGCCAGAUGGUUAAGGAUCUGGCUGAGAUCAAUAACCGGUACCAUCGCGGCGCUUGGACUAACUUGAUGUUCGUCCUGUUUCCGCCGUCUGCAGAAGCCUGCGCCCGGACCAAAUCAACGAAAACAGCACAUGUGGAGUAAACCGGUCUCACCUUUUAUUUUAUUUUUUAUCAAUGGGAUGAGGUUUACCUUGUUUUUU